UUUAUAUAUUUAUAUUAAAUUUUAAAAUAUAUUUUAUUAGAUUUAAUCUUUUGAUAUUAUUCCAUCACUAAUUCAACAUAUUAUAAGUACUCAUUUAUCCUGUCAAACUAAUUGCAAUUACAUGUAAUUUUUUUAAAACACUAAUAUAUAAAUUGUUAUGGGUACCCAACCGUAAAUGUACGUGCAUGCUCAUACAUUUCAAAGGUUUUAAUUUUUGUCAAUUCGAAUUGGAAAGAUGUGGGUUUAUGUUUUAACACUUUAUUUAACUUACGUUCGUAGUGAAGUUGUUAUUACAAAUAGUGAUCCUGUUACUUUGAAAGACUUUUCAAUUUCUGACUACAUAACUACAUGCGGUUAUCCAUUUGAGUUGCACUCAAACUUGCAGACAGAGGACGGAUAUCUUUUGGACCUACACAGGAUACCAUUUGGAAAAAAUGACCAAUUUAAAGAUAACAAUAAAUCAGUUGUACUAUUGAUGCACGGUUUGUUGGGCUCGUCGGAAAAUUUUGUUAUUUUAGGGUGUGAAAGGGGCUUGGCGUUUAUGUUGGCCGAUAACGGUUACGACGUUUGGAUGGGAAAUGCCCGGGGAUCUGCACAUUCCCGGAAACACAUCCGAAUGGAUCCCGACAAGGAUGCAAACUUUUGGAAUUUCAGUUGGCACGAAAUCGCACUUUUUGAUGUGGCGGGCAAAGUGAACUACAUUAGAAGUUACACCAAAGAGCAGAAACUGUUUUACGUGGGUCACUCUCAGGGAACGACCGUUUAUUUCGUUUUGAAUUCGCUGAGACCUGAAUACAACGAUUAUUUUCAUGCCAUGGCUGCCCUCGCACCCAUAGCAUUUUUAUCCACGAAGAAAAAUGAACAUUUUGUCAAUCACUUCGUUGAAAACGGAAUAAAAAAAUUGGUCUCGGAGGUUGGAAUGGGAGAACUCAAACCAUCAAAGGAUAGAGCGUUUUGCAUUGAUUUAGGACAACUAUCUGGUCUUUGUUCCAAUAUCAUUCACCUGAUGAAUUUUAAACCGGAAGAAAUUGAAGUGGAUGUGUAUGGGAGGAGCGAACAGACAUUCCCUGCCGGAGGCUCAGUAAAACAGUUUUUACAUUAUGCCCAGGAGUAUAUAUCAGGGCGUUUCUGUCAAUACGAUCACGGAAGCGAGGAAAAUUUAAAACUGUAUGGUAAUAAGGAUCCACCCUCUUAUAGUAUCAAGAAAAUUUCAUCACCUAUUGGAAUUUAUUGUGGGGUAGACGAUAUUCUUUCCACACCGAAGAACGUGGAAAAACUGGAGGAAAAAUUGCCAAAUAUCAGUAACAAGCUGUUCCUUGACAACUUUACACAUUUUGACUUUUUAAUUUCAACUGACGCAGUCGAUUUAUUAUACAUACCGAUUAUUGAGGAAUUUAAAAAAAUUAAUCCAUUAUGAUCAAAUAAACAUUUAUAGAACCGA
Aethina tumida (small hive beetle) is the source of this 1441-nucleotide messenger RNA. RefSeq names its product lipase 3. Gene Ontology annotation, biological process: lipid metabolic process. NCBI's taxonomy places the organism in Eukaryota, Metazoa, Arthropoda, Insecta, Coleoptera, Nitidulidae. Gene Ontology annotation, molecular function: hydrolase activity, acting on ester bonds. The transcript has 7 exons. The coding region runs from base 236 to 1417 and encodes 393 amino acids. The record is from RefSeq and is a predicted model, not a curated record.